GCUAGUCAACGAGACGGGCUAAAGUAGCCACAUGGCUGUAAAUAGACCCUGCCACACCUCUGUUUUCUGAUCAGAAAGAUAACUGAAAGUCAUUUAGAGACCAUCUAUCAAGUCAAGCUUCAACACAGCCACAACCUCAUACAAAUCAUUACCUACCCCCUAGCAACCAUCUCUAUGGCAUCCCCUGAAGAGAGAGAGCCUCAGAGUGAAGACUAUCACUCGAACUCGGAUUCCCCUGUUACCAAGACUCCGGACCUGGGAGUACCGUCUUCCUCACAUUACUGUGGUCGUCUCUAUAGCUCUCCAUUAAAUGACUCAGAUGUGGCCUACUAUGUUGGACUGGCUGUCAUCACUCUGGCGUCCAUAGCAACUAGACUGUAUAAAAUAGACGAGCCGUACCAUGUAGCGUGGGAUGAGACCCACUUUGGUAAGCACGCCAGCUGGUACAUUCAAGGAAGGUUCUUCUUUGAUGUCCACCCUCCACUGGGAAAGUUGAUUAUAGCGGUAGCUGGAGUGCUCACUGGCUACAACGGUUCCUUUGAGUUUGAGGAGCCAGGGCAGCAGUACAAGGACACUCCUUACGUCGGCAUGAGAGUGGCGUGUGCUGUGUUGGGCCUCCUAGUAGUGCCCCUAGGCUAUCUCACAGUCUGGGAGCUGGUCCGCUCGACCACAGCUGCUCUAUUGGCCGGUGUCAUGCUUCUCUGUGAAACGGGCACUCUAGUACUCUCACAGUACAUACUUUUAGACCCUCCAUUGAUCUUCUUUAUCAUGGCCGCCUCUUUCUGUACGGCAAGAUUUAUCAACUGUAGAAACGAACCAUUUGAUAUGGAGUGGUGGUACUGGCUGUCACUCUCAGGGAUGUUCAUAGGAUGUGCCUUCAGUGUAAAGUGGGUGGGGCUGUUUGUGAUUGCUCUGGUUGGCCUGACGACACUCAAGGACCUCUGGGACCUCUGGGGAGACCUCACCCUUACAAUGAAGGUGAUUGCUCAGCACUUCCUUGCCAGAGUACUCUGUCUGAUCAUAUGGCCAGCUGUCAUCUACAUGACUAUCUUUGCUUUCCAUCUCAUGGUGCUUAGCAACAGUGGCAAUGGAGAUGGGUUCUUCUCAUCUGAGUUCCAGUCCAUGUUGGUAGGGAAUGAGCUCUACGAUCACAAGGUCCCGGAGUUUGUUGCGUACGGCUCAGUGGUCACGCUCAAGAACAACCGAGGGGGAGGUGGUCUCCUCCACUCACACUCACACCUAUACCCAGAGGAGUACGGAAAUAUACAGCAACAACAGGUCACAGCGUACACUCAUAAGGACGAUAACAACAGGUGGCUCGUCAAGAGGCACAAUCAUACAGAGCCAGAGGAGGAUGGACAGACGGUGCUAACUCACGGAGACUGGGUGGUCCUGGAGCACACAACGACCCAGCGUAACCUACACAGCCAUGCCCUCAAGGCACCCAUGACUGCCACACACUAUCAGGUCACCUGCUAUGGAGAGGAUGGCGCUGGUGAUGCUAACGAUGUGUGGGAGGUGGAGGUGGUGGGCGGUGUGAGUGGUGACCCUGUGAGGACUGUGGCGUCAAAGAUACGCCUAAGGCACGUCAAUGUCGGCUGCUACCUCCACUCCCACAGCACACAGCUGCCAAAAUGGGGGUGGGAGCAGCUGGAGGUCACAUGCAACCCUCGACGACUCGACAAGAACAACCUCUGGAACGUGGAGGGAAACCUCAAUGAUGCAAUGCCGAUGGUGUCAUUUGACUUCUACAAGCCCUCGUUUCUGUCACGGUUCCUUGAGUCCCACAUUGUCAUGGCAGAGUCUAACAGCAACAUGAAGCCGAAGGAAGGGGAGAUCACCUCGCAGCCGUGGCAUUGGCCAAUCAAUUAUCAGGGUCAACACUUCUCUGGUGGAGACUACAGAGUGUAUCUCCUUGGAAACCCGGUGGUGUUCUGGAGCUGUGGCGUGCUCUUCCUGUUGUUCCUGAUGAUACUGGUUGGCAAGCUGUUGGUGGACCAGCGGGGGUUAGAGUACAGCCCCGUCCUCAGAGACACGCUUGACUGCCUCCUUUCUGGCGGGGGGUGGCUGCUGCUUGGCUGGUUCCUCCAUUACUUACCCUUCUACCUCAUGGGACGUGUUCUCUACUUCCAUCAUUACUUCCCUGCACUCAUGUUCUCCAUCAUGCUGGCAGGAACUGUCUUAGAGUUUGCUGUUAGCUUCUUCACCUCUCUGUUCCCCUACCCCUUGCAAGGCACUGUCUACCACACAGCACUGGCUGUUCUUAUCUCACUCAUCAUCGGAAGCUUUGUGAUGUUCAGUCCUCUUGCAUACGGAAUGAAUGGGCCCAAGGCAGACGUUCCAAACAGCUCCUACUCUGGACUAAAAUGGCUUCAGAGUUGGGACAUUUAGCAUGCAAAAUAAUUAUACAGUUUUAUUUGUGCAUUUCAUUGUUUCACCAUUGUAUACCUUUCAAGUUCAUACAUCUGAAGCUAUGCAAAGUUUUUUCACUUUAUACACCAUUGUGUGUUAACCAUAAGUGCAUUGACAA
This is a messenger RNA of Halichondria panicea, 2530 nucleotides long. RefSeq names its product protein O-mannosyl-transferase 2-like. The coding region runs from base 175 to 2391 and encodes 738 amino acids. The record is from RefSeq and is a predicted model, not a curated record. The transcript is spliced from 20 exons. Gene Ontology annotation, cellular component: endoplasmic reticulum; membrane. NCBI's taxonomy places the organism in Eukaryota, Metazoa, Porifera, Demospongiae, Suberitida, Halichondriidae. Gene Ontology annotation, biological process: protein O-linked glycosylation via mannose. Gene Ontology annotation, molecular function: dolichyl-phosphate-mannose-protein mannosyltransferase activity.